Somion occarium is the source of this 2823-nucleotide messenger RNA. NCBI's taxonomy places the organism in Eukaryota, Fungi, Basidiomycota, Agaricomycetes, Polyporales, Cerrenaceae. The record is from the annotation of a GenBank genome assembly.
AAUACCUUCGAUCAGUACUUGCCCUCCUUCUACAAUCCCCUCAUCCACCCGAAGUUUCGUUAUUGUCUCUGAGUGGAAAUUAGUGUCAAUCGUUCCAGUGCCAGUGGUAGUCACCGCUACACUCUGAUCGCCACCACUAAAAACAUAGCUAUAUAGGAAGUACAUUCAGUUCAAAAACUGGAUGUUCCCGAUUCAACCGAUAUACUUCCAAUUACAUCGCUCACACGCUCGCACACUUCCUCAAUACGUACAGUCAAAUCAAGGGGACGACUGGACCGGAACUCGUGGAAGGACUCUAUUGUAAGGUAUCUAUAACGUCUUCCUCCUCAUCGAUUUUGUAUUCCGCUUCUUUGCGUCUACCCAAACACGUGUAUGCUCUUAACGAUUUGGCAUCCUUCCCAAAGUUGUCUAAUGUCAAAGCUUCUUUCCACGUUAGGUUGGCGCUAUUCCUGACACGAGAUAUAAUUUACGGUGUCACUAAAAACCCUCUAUAGGCACCUGUGAAUAUGGUGCCCCAGCAUAAUCAGCCCGAGUCCCGGCUUGUCAAUCUUCCAUCCGAGCUAGUAGAACACACUCUGGUCUUCACAGCUUCCCUCGGAUUCCCUGAAGCCAUUGCAGCGGUAGCUCAGACAUGUCGCGACAUGCGUACAUUGAUCUAUGGUGCUUCCGAUCAACAUCUCUGGCGAGAGCUAUACCUAAUGGUUUUCGACGAUGCGAGGCUCGCAUUAGAUGCUGAUAGACAGGAUGGGGGACCUGAUCAGAUCCGUGGCCGUGACGCAGAUACUGACUUCGACUGGGGUGCAGAGUUCAGUCGACGCGUGUGGGCAAAGAAUUACAUUCAGAGGUGCACGAAGGGUCCAUGCCGUACACCGUUACCUCCUUUGGGUUCGAUUCAGAAUAUGGCUGCGGACCUCAACGCGCUGGAAGCAUUACUCUCUGCGGUUCACACUGCCGCGCCGUUUCCUUCCACGAUUGUUGUGCCCUUUCUAUUGCCUGAGAACUCGUCUCAACCACAUGCUGAUGCUGCUAUAUCUUCCCGUGCCCAUCCUAUAUUCCCUCCACCGCCUAGUGCAUACCUUCCGGAGUCCAGGUCUGGUGGUCCCGCGGCCUCUGGUUCCAACCCAGAUACACAGGCUGACGGAACCCCAUAUACUUACUCUCCAUCGCUCAAUAUAAGAUGGUUUGACGAAGUGCUAUCCAACGGUCUCCCACUGUCGCUCAGUGCGAGGUUGUCUAGUGUCAAUCUUUCUGGUGGACCGUUAGCCAUAUGGCCCGCCGAGAUUGAGAGUAGCAUGAUGAGGGCUCUCGGAAGGAUAACUGCGUUCGUUGGGUUCAAGCCCAUUCCUCUCAGCUGUAGCGGAAUUGAUCAAAUCGCGACACUGCCGACUUAUGCAACUGACAUGUUGCGACUUCCUACCACUAGGGUUGCCAGCGAGAACGUCAACGAAACUCAAAGCAACUCUGGCAACACUGCCCCAUCCGAAAGCGAAUCUUCUACUCGCGAAGAAGGUGUCCAGACCGACGCCAUAGCUACGGUGCCUCUGAACAUGAGCAUUGCAGCUCAGAAGACCCGUGCACGUCGCCUGGCACGUAUGCGUGUAUAUAAUAUGAAUUAUCUGGCUCGAGAACGACAUUGGGGACCUUUCCUGCUUCCUUCUUCGUGCAGAAGCAUUCGAUCUCCUGCAGCUUCGCCUGAUCUAAUGUUUACUACCUGUGUGGCGCAUGAAGAUGGACAUCCGGGUCAGGGCAACGGUGCUAGUAACAGUGACAGUGACGAUGAUCUAGCAGUACCCGGGCCCCCAUCUCCGUCGCAAAUGCAUGCUGAUUGGGCGUAUCUCGGCGCUGUGCGCGUCGUAGUUGAAGAGAAUUUACGAGCAACCAUUGGUCCUGAUGAACUAAGCGGGCUUUUGUGGUUGGAAGGGUUACGUCGCGGCGGUGUCCCGAAAGGAUUCGAUGAAGAUCCCCUAUAUGCUGACAAAGGAAAAGGUAAGCAACGGGCUAUGCAUGAGAAUGAAAUAGAAGGUUGGGACUGGGCUGGUGUUGACGGAAUCUGGAGACGAUGUGUCUGCUGGAUGGACUAUCGUGACCUGAUUCGUGAGCGUGAUAACCUUUCAAACGGUUUCAACGAUCCAACUCUCGAAGAAGCUACCAGAAUUGUCCCAAUGCGACUUCGUCCUGCAUAUUACACGCCUGCUACGAUUCCGAAAUAUGCCCAUAGACCUACAAUUCACCUUGAUGGCGAAACCGCUGGUCCAGCUGGGACUACUACCCUUCGGAAGAUUCGAGGUUCGGUAAUGAUGAUUGCGGAUGGAAAUAUACGAUGGACACUGGUAUGUCCCAAGAUGUUAUUGACUUGCCGUAAAAAUUUCAACACGCUGUCGAACAGUAUUCAUCCGCUGCUGAAGACGGUCCAAAUGAGUGGGUAACUGAAGGUGUUCAAGUUGGCUCCGUAAUGGGUGUCCUCGGUAUGUGGACCGGUGCCGAACAUGCAAAAGGAGACCCACUUGGUCCCUUCUGGGCAUGGAAAGUUGCUUAGCUAUGUUGCAUUUUUUGUGGUUGAUGUGAGAGGUUGGGGUUUGGUCUGCUCAAAGUAUUGUGCUAUAUUCCAUGUAUCUUUUGCGAAAUUAUGAUCUUCGGUGCUCUGCAACGUUGUACUAUCUACUUCAUACUGCUCUUAACUUUCCUAGUCUCCCACAGGCAGUAUAUUUAGAGUCUGAGGCAUGCAGGAUUUGAGCUGGACACCGUCACGGUAUUGCGGGCCGUCUUGCCGGAGGUAUACCACCCCUGUAUUCCUGACGGCCGCGGCUUAACCACCAGCAUUAG